AUCCCGAUCCGCAGAGUUCUAAACUCUAAAAUCACUGAACUUUCUUUGAGAAAACAAAUUGCUUCGCAUCGCUUCUCACGUACAGGGAAGUUAAUAAGUUUGAAAGAUGGGUUCCGGUGGCCGAGCGACGGAGAGAAGUAACUCCAGCGUUGAGGUUGUCAAUCGAGCCCCAUCGUCGAAGCCACCAUUCACUGUUGGUGAUAUAAAGAAAGCCAUACCACCGCACUGUUUCAAUCGAUCCCUCAUCCGAUCUUCAUCCUACCUGUUCAUGGAUCUCUUUCUGUCAUCCUUAUUUUACUAUGUUGCGGCCGUCUACAUCCCUCGCCUUCCGGUCUCUCUUUCGUACGUGGCGUGGCCUGUUUAUUGGAUCCUCCAAGGUAGCGUCCAGAUGGGUUUGUGGGUCAUUGGCCAUGAGUGCGGCCACCAAGCUUUCAGUGACUACCCAUGGUUGAAUGACACUAUUGGUUAUCUUUUACACACUGGUAUGCUUGCUCCUUAUUUCUCAUGGAAAUACAGUCACCGUCGUCACCAUUCUAACACUGGUUCACUCGAGCACGAUGAAUCUUUUGUCCCAAAAAAGAAGUCUAGCCUAAACUCUAUCGCUAGACUACUCAACACCCCACCAGGCCGUCUCUUCAGGCUUGCGAUUUUAUGCACCGUAGGCUGGCUCUUGUACAUUUGCUUCAAUGUUUCCGGCCGCAAGUAUGAGAAAUUUGCCAACCAUUUUGACCCAAAGAGUCCUAUUUAUAACGACCGUGAGCGCUUUCAAAUCCUCCUGACCGACAUCGGACUUGUUGUAACAAGCUAUGGGCUCUACAAAUUGGCCUUAGCCCAAGGAUUCACAUGGCUCAUAACCAUCUACUUUGCUCCUCUGGUUAUCGUUUAUGGGUUCCUGGUCGUCAUUACGUGGCUGCACCAUACUCAUCGGUCACUGCCACACUAUGACUCCACCGAGUGGAACUGGUUGAGGGGAGCUUUGUCAACAAUGGAUAGAGAUUAUGGUGUUUUCAACACCGUUCUGCAUCACAUCACCGACACGCAUGUUGCCCACCAUUUGUUUUUCACCAUCCCUCAUUACCAUGCCAUGGAGGCCACAAAAGCAAUCAAACCCAUCUUAGGAGAAUACUAUCAGUUUGACGACACCCCAAUAAUCAAAGCCAUGUGGAGGGAAGCUACCGAGUGCUUCUUUGUUGAGGCUGAUGAAGGUGAAGACAAGAGCAAAGGUGUUUAUUGGUUCAACAACAAAAUGUAGAAAUUGUAAUUCUGGCUUUAAUUAGUCAUGUAUUCCGUAUAAUCAUGCCUUGAUACGUUGAUUAGAGGUUACUUGCAAGACAUAUUAAUGAAAGAAACCAUGAUUUUUUU
This is a messenger RNA of Cynara cardunculus var. scolymus (artichoke), 1362 nucleotides long. RefSeq names its product delta(12) fatty acid desaturase FAD2-like. The coding region runs from base 107 to 1252 and encodes 381 amino acids. Gene Ontology annotation, biological process: lipid metabolic process. The record is from RefSeq and is a predicted model, not a curated record. Lineage: Eukaryota; Viridiplantae; Streptophyta; Magnoliopsida; Asterales; Asteraceae. The transcript is spliced from 2 exons. Gene Ontology annotation, molecular function: oxidoreductase activity.